Messenger RNA from Lymnaea stagnalis (great pond snail), 2312 nucleotides. Lineage: Eukaryota; Metazoa; Mollusca; Gastropoda; Lymnaeidae. The record is from the annotation of a GenBank genome assembly.
AUGCACUUCACAGCAACGGACAAUUCUUUAACAUCGUAUAAAGUUGUUGGGGUCAUUGGUACUGACGAUAGCAUUACAUCUGGCCCUGUAGCACAAAUCUUGAGUGUUUCUAAUAUGCCUUUGAUAAGCUUUUGGGCAUCCAAUGACGCACUUAGCAAUAAGGUAUGAUUCUAGUCAGUUUUUUAAAUAUAUAUUUUGUUGAAAAAUAUAACUACGCGAUUUAUACUUUUUAUAUGAAAAAUAUAUUUUAACUUAAAGCAUUUUUAAUGUCAGAGAGGGUUUUAAAUAAUUUAACAGUAAAUUUUGCAUUGAAAUAAAAAAAAACAACAACUUGAGACACAAAUAUUUUUUCGAAUAGUAUGUGGAAAAUUACUGACACCUUUUGGAAGCUAGCGAGAAAUAAACAUUAGCCUCUCGAUUCCAAAUUGUAAGUUUGAAAAUGAUUAAUAGAAGUCAUUUUUACUAAAUCGAUUUUAAAGCUCUAUUUUUUCCACAAAAGGCUUAUAAUGGUGAAAAUGUAAGAUCACUCCCACCCAUGAAAGUCAAAUAAACAAGGGAUACUCUUCUGUCACAGGCUUAGGCGGUUUGUUUGAUAGUGUUGAGGGGAAAUGGAGCGUUCUAGGAAUCAAGUUGAUCGAAUCACCUUAACAGCAUGAUCUCCUUGUAUUUAAUCUAGAUUUAAUAAUUUUUAAUAUAAUCAAAUAAAUUAAAAAUGUAUAAUAUACAAUGAUAAUCUUUACACAAUUUAGCUCAUCUACCCAAACUUUUGGAGAGUUUUGGCACCAGACACGUACUUGCUGUUAGGUCUGACAGACUUCUUGACACUUCACAACUUCAACUAUGUCUCAGUCAUGUUCUCCGGCACACGUCGAUCAAUAUCCAUGUACUGGACAUUAAAGAGACAACUAUCUCUUAUGAAAAUAUGCGUUUCGAGAAAGUUGAUGAUUAAUGAGGGGACGAACAUUACCGAUUUAUUGUCUGAGAUGCUCAACGAUGAACUGGCCUCAAGGAUUAUCGUUGUCGUCGGAGACCAUAUGCUAACAAAUGCAAUCAUGUCGAGCGUUAGUGGAUCAGUGUUUGAAGGCAAGUUCCUGUGGAUAGGAAAUGACUUCUGGGAAGUAUAUAUUCACAGAAAUCGAGCACCGCAAGGUUCAAUUGCCUUACAUUACAACAGUGUUCCACUUCCAGACUUUAGCAGUUAUCUUCGGGGACUAGACAUCCACAAUAAAAACCCAUGGUUCCUCAAAGCUUUAACAGAUAUCGAUGGCUGCAGUGACACUGACUGCAUCAAAAGACGAAUAGAAACAACAAUUGAAAACCCCAGUAAGGUUUUAGCAUUAAUGGACGAUUGUCCGUUUGUGAUCGCUCAUGCACUGGACAGAUUUUUAAGAUCAAAAUGCCCUGGAUUACGGGAAAAACUCGUUUCAAAUUGUUUUUACGCCAACUUCAACAACUUUUCACAUUUUAUCUCAGAAGUUAAAUUUGAAAGAAAUUUACAGAUGUUUGAGUUUAGCAAAGAACAACAUGGCUUUGGGGUAUUCUCCAUGAUCCAGUCAGCUUUUGACAUAAGUGCUGUACCUUUAGAAAUAUCCCAAUACAUUAUUAAAAGGAGGACAACUGUUAUCAUCAACAGGAUAUCAACCUCACAGUUAUUGAUUCCGUACUCAAUGCUGGAACCCCAAAAUUAUUGCAUGAUCCCAUGUUCUGCAGGCGAGUAUCGAUACUAUAUUUCUCGGUGCUGUUGGAAGUGUAGAGAAUGUCAAGAUAACCAGAGGGUCAGUGAAGAUUUUGAAACCUGCGAACGAUGUCCUUCAUUGCACUGGCCGAAAAUCUCCAAAGGUAAAAGGAAUAAAUGCGAGAAGAUAACACCAGACCAUUUUGAUUUGUUUUCUCUAAAGUCCACCAUAAUGAUUGCAGUCGCCUGUUUGGGGAUCAUCAGCGUUGUUUACAUCCUCAGGGAAUAUCUCAAAAACAAAUUGCACCCAGUGAUCAAAGCCUCGAGCCUAGAACUGAGCGUCAUUCAGCUUGUAUUCAUUUUGCUGGGCUACCUUGCUGUGCCUGUUAUUGUAGACCGACCGACGGCUCUCAAAUGUACGAUAGGGGCCCUGCUAUUCACGAUCAGCUUCAGCAUUUUGUACUUCACGAUGUUGUUAAAAGCCAUCAGAGUGUACCGUAUUUUCUCAUCUUCUAAACAUGUGAAGACGGUGUCUUACACGAGUCCAGCCUUUCAGGUGUCCACUUCUGCGACUUUUCUUUGCUUUGAGGUAAGGAAGUGUCAAAAGGAUCUUUAUCUUAUUAAGCAAAUACAAUGA